AUGAUGCAUUAAAAAAUAUUAAUAUAAAAUAAAAUUUAAAUCAUUUUUAAUUAUAAGAUACAUUUAAUAGUGUAUAUCCAUAUAAAUGUAUAAAGAUAUUAAUUUAUUCUAUAGAUGAAAAAGAUUGAUUGUUUGAGGGGAUAUGCAUUUUCUGCAAUAAAAGUCCAUUCACCAAUAGCUAUAAUAGGAGGUGGAACUGCCGGACUAAAUGUGGCAGCUCAAUUAGUAGCUGAUGGUCAUGCUAUUCCAUAGCAAAUUAGAAUUUUUGAGCCAUCUAAGAUGCAUGCUUAUUAACCAGGAUGGACAAUGAUUGGUAAUUUAAUAAUCAAAUUUAGGUGGCGGAUUGUGUGACGUAAAAAAGACACUAAAGCCUAUGGAUUAAGUGUUGCCCAAGAAUAUUUCAGUUUCUGAUAGCGCUGUUACUAAAAUAAUUCCUUAAGAGAAUCAAAUAGAAACAUAAGAUGGAGGGAUAUACACCUAUGAUCAAUUAGUAAUUGCAACUGGAAUUUCGACCGAUUUUGAUUCAAUCAAAGGUAAGUCCAUUCUAAUCAUUAAUAGGUGCUCGAAAAUACCUUGAGGAUUCAAAUGCUCCUGUUGCUUCAAUCUAUAAUUAUAAAUAUGCAGAAAAAAUGAAUAGACUUGUGCAGGAAUUUGAAGGAGGAAACAUAGUGUAUACUGAACCUCCUCUCCCAAUCAAAUGCGCAGGAGCUCCUUAAAAAAUAAUAUAUCUAUCUCAUGAUCGAUUGAAUAAAAGAGGAAUAAAGACUCAUCAUCAUUUCUAUAAGACAGCUGGAAUUAUUUUUGGAGUUCCCAAAUAUGCUGAAAUCCUAACAGAAUUAUGCAAAACUAAAUAAAUAAAUUGCCAUUUUAAAUAGAAAUUGGUAGAAGUUUAAGAUCAUGUCGCCAUAUUUGAAAAUUAAGAUACAAAGGAAUUGAAAUCUGUCACAUUUGAUUUAUUACAUCUAGUACCACCUUAAGUAUUCAAAAUUAAUAAAUUAAGACCCCUGCUUAAUUCAUAGCAAAAAGUGGUUUAGGAGAUUAAGCUGGAUUUACACAAGUCCAUCCGAAUACAUUGUAACAUGUGACAUACAAAAAUAUUUGGUCACUUGGAGAUUGUUCUUCUCUUCCAACUUCAAAGACAGCAGCCGCUGUUAUGGCCUAAACACCAGUUUUAGUUAAAAACUUAAUAAGAAGUUGGAAACUUAAACAGGAUCCGCUUCCAGGAUAUUUAGGUUAUUAUUAAAACAAUAAUUUUAGGAUAUACUUCAUGCCCAAUAUUUACAAGUUAGUCCAAACUAUUACUGGCAGAAUUUAAAUAUAAUUCAGAACUUGAUGAAACUUUUCCUAUAUUUUAAUCAAACGAAAGUCGAUUGAUGUUCCAUUUAAAAAAAGAUUUCUUUCCAAUUGCUUAUUGGUAGAUCAUGGUAAGAGGCUGGUGGGGAGGUAGAGAUGGUCUAAGAUUCUUUAAAGGAGCAUGA
This is a messenger RNA of Paramecium octaurelia, 1478 nucleotides long. NCBI's taxonomy places the organism in Eukaryota, Ciliophora, Oligohymenophorea, Peniculida, Parameciidae. The record is from the annotation of a GenBank genome assembly.